AUGUCGCUCAUACAUGACUCAAAUAAGAAUAUAGAAGAAGCUAAUAUUUUUUCAACUUCGGAUAACUUUCCAGCAUUAAACUCAUCUAAUUUAUCCAUGCAUACUAAUCAUCCCGAUCAUCUUCAUAUCCAUAAUAAGUUGGGUUUAAAUUCACUGACUUUACGCAAUAAUAGUGAAAGUAAUCUUAAUCAAAACAGUCAUAAUGUUGUGUCAAAAGUGAAUACUUCCCCAUUUAAUUUAUCAUCAAUGCUUCAAAAUUUUACCUUAAAUGAAAUGGAUAAUAACAAUCAAAACAGUAGUAUUAAUGCCACUAAUGGUAUAAGGCAUGACUUACCAACAAAUAUAAUCUUUCAAGGUCCAUUUGCACUAAAAAUAAAAAAUAUUCCAAAUGAUAUUUCAUUAAGAGAAUGUCAUGCAAUUUUUGCGUUGUCAACUAAUCCUACUCAUGUGGAACUAGUUCAUACUUCUGAAAAGAAUAAUAAUGAGAAAAACAACAUGUAUAUAUUAGCAAAGUUUGAAUCAUUACCUUUUGCAGCACAUUACGCGUCAAUAUUAAGUUCAAAAAAUGAGUUAUUUGGUCCAAACUUCCCAUUUAAACCAUCGAUUGAACUUAUUGAAGAAAUAACCGGCAAACAAAUAUUAUUUCAGAAUAUCCCAUCAGUUUAUAGUCAUCCUGAAAAUUAUCGACUAAUAAGCCCUAAUGAUGAUGGUAGGAACCUUAAUAAUCGGAAUCAUCAUUACUAUCAUCCUGACGCUCCGCCUCACUCUGCAUCACCCCUUUUCAAGAACAAUGCUACUAACUCUGAUUUUUCUCAACAAAGGCCUUCCUUAUUGCACCAACGGUCACGAUUUUCUUUUAACGAUCCUUUUUCAAUCGAAAAAUCACAACAGUCUGCUUCCCAACCAGUUCAGUCGAAUUUGCCUAUAUUCAAUUCGCAACAACAACAGGAGGAGCAGCAGCAGCAACCUCAUAAUGGUAUAACUAUUUCUCAACCCGAUUUUCCGGUACCAAUAUCAGCCACAACAACAGUAGAUUCAGGGAAAUCGUUUCUAAUUAAUGAAAAGGAAGAAAUAAAUGAGAAGAUAUGGAGCGCUAACGGAGAAUUGUCAAUGAAUAUGAACACAUUUGCAACUAAUACCCCUCAACCUUGCACACCCAAUUUAGAUUGGAAUUCAAAUUCGUCUAUAACGAAUCAAACAAAUGCUAUUUACGCCCCACCAUCCACUCGUAGUUCGAUACAACUGUCAAAAAUGGAUAUGGGGACCGUAAAUAUGCCACCUCCACUCUCACAGCAGCAGCAGCAACAGCAACAGCAAUUUUUUCCGCCAAUAAAUAUGAGAAAUAUGAACCAAUUUCCAAACAAUACGUUCAAUGAUAUGCAUCAUGUAUCUACACCGGUUCAAAAUUAUGGAUUAGUAAAUCAAAUGCCUCCGCCUCCUCCAUCUUCUUCUACUACUUCGCAUAUUCAAACUGGGUAUACUAAUAUGAAUAGUUUGUCUAAUCCUAACCAAUUAUUCGAUCAUAAUACUGCACAUCAUGGGUUGAAUCAAAUAUCUCCAUCUCAACAAUAUUCUAGUCAACAAAAAUCGCAAUCUCAAUCGCAGUUAGAAAACUUCUCAAAAGUCAGUCAAUUUAAUGAUAACAUUAAUCAUGAUAUUGGUGGUAGUACCACUAAUAUUGAGAACAUACCAGUGAAAAAUUCAAGAAAUUUACAAAGUACACCAAUAUCAUCAAAGAAUCAAUCAUUACCGCCUUCAUCAACAAUUAAUGUGGCAGGUUCCACGACAACGACGGCAACGGCAUCACGUAUUGACUUAUCAUUAUUAGCUAAAGUUCCACCACCUGUUAAUCCUGCAGAUCAAAAUCCACCAUGUAAUACAUUAUACGUUGGAAACUUACCGCCUGAUGCAACAGAAAAUGAACUAAGACAACUAUUCUCAUGUCAAAAUGGUUUUAGAAGAUUAUCUUUCAGAAAUAAAAACACCAAUGGUCAUGGUCAUGGUCAUGGGCCGAUGUGUUUUGUAGAGUUUGAAGAUAUCAAUUUUGCAACGCAAGCAUUAGGUGAAUUAUAUGGAAGUCAAUUACCAAGAGCUACACUAAGUAGUAAAGGAGGCAUCAGAUUAAGUUUCUCCAAAAAUCCAUUGGGUGUAAGAGGUCCAAAUAAUAAUAGGAAACCCAUCCAGAAUAUUAACACUACUACAUCAGCUAACUCUAAUGCUAGUUGGUAA
This is a messenger RNA of Naumovozyma dairenensis CBS 421, 2229 nucleotides long. RefSeq names its product Whi4p (gene WHI4). The transcript has a single exon. NCBI's taxonomy places the organism in Eukaryota, Fungi, Ascomycota, Saccharomycetes, Saccharomycetales, Saccharomycetaceae. The record is from RefSeq and is a predicted model, not a curated record. The coding region runs from base 1 to 2229 and encodes 742 amino acids. Gene Ontology annotation, molecular function: mRNA binding.